This is a messenger RNA of Eremothecium sinecaudum, 4203 nucleotides long. It is a transcript of the gene TRM3, whose product is annotated as tRNA (guanosine(18)-2'-O)-methyltransferase. The transcript has a single exon. Bases 1 to 4203 code for a protein of 1400 amino acids. Gene Ontology annotation, biological process: tRNA methylation. The record is from RefSeq and is a predicted model, not a curated record. Gene Ontology annotation, molecular function: tRNA (guanine) methyltransferase activity; RNA binding. NCBI's taxonomy places the organism in Eukaryota, Fungi, Ascomycota, Saccharomycetes, Saccharomycetales, Saccharomycetaceae.
AUGGAUACAGAGAAGCUACUGGGGAAAUAUAUAGAAAACCAAUAUGGUUUGCUCGAAAAAUUAGUCUCCGAAGGGCGUUUUAGUAAAUGUUGCGAAGUUAUUAGAGCGGUUUCAUUCGACAAGGAUGUGAUAUCAAAUAUAUUCUCAAAUGUAUUAAAUGCCUCAAUUAAAGAGUUGGAAUAUGGUGUUCAGACAGAUGGUUAUAACUAUGCGAAAAGCCCACUAGGUGACUUAGCGGAACUAGUAAGUUUAUUACCAGACAUAAUUCCCGAUAUCAAUAGUCGAAUUAUGAAAUGGAUUACAGAAUAUAUCAAUAUUCACCGCAAACUUGGUGAAUUCGAACAGCUAGAAACAAAUUUUGACGAAAAUUCAAGUUUUAGUCAUUCAGAUGUGCUAAAUAUUGAUGUUGUUUUUGAUUUCAUUUCCGCUGUAGCUUUAAAUCAGUCCAACGAAGAAAAUGCUUCUGAUAUAUAUCACAAGAUUUUGGGUUCAUGGCAACUUCAGAAGCUGUUAGUUAUGCUUCUUGGCUCACAUGAUGAGGUUAUCUCGAACAAGGCCUCGGUAUUAUUUAGAUGGAAUAUGAAUAUGGUUUGUGUGAACUGUGAAAAGGAUCCUAAAUUCGAUGAUUUUGUUUGGAAAUCUAUAGCUUUGUAUUUGAAAAGCAAUGAGAAGUGGCAGUGGGUUUUCCGUAAUGCCGUGAAAUUUCAGCUACGAUUCUUGAUGGAAAAGAAGAUGUCGCCAUGUUUUUUGGCGUAUAUCUCAAGAGAAGAAUAUUGGAAGGAUUUGCUAACUAUUCUUGCUAGCAAUAUCCACGAGUACAGAAAACUUGGUUUAUCUAUUUUCAAAGCAACCUUACAAGAAAUACCAGGAGAUUUUUCCUUUUCUAAUCCGACUUUUACCUGGGGCAAGGAAAACCAGGCGAAGCGUUUAGAAGCUUGGACGAAGUUCAUUACAUUUUACGAAAUAAUUGCUCUGGAUACGGCACUGAACCAAUUGGAGGCUGCAUAUAAUGACAUUUUGAAUUUCUUUGACAGCAAAUUCAUUCCCCCCUCGUGGGGGAUUGUGGUUUUGUCAACUGGACUUAAAGCUUCCAUGGAGUCAGUCAGAAAGUAUACUUUAAAGCUGAUGUUUCAAGUAAAAAAUAGGUAUGUUUUUACUGUAGAUCUCAAUGCACUAAGGCGUACCUUUUUGCCUGCAGCUAUGCAAGCUCAUAACUUUGUUGUUGUGAAUGAAAAAUGUCCAUAUGGUGAACAACUCUCAAGAUUCAUUUACGAAGUUUUGCUGACAGAUACAGUAGAAUGUACUCUUCGUGAAAAGAUGUCAACUAUUUUAGCACUAUUUUGGGAAGACAGACCGCCAUUUGAUCCUUCUAUUAUUUAUGUCGCGUAUGGCUGUUUAUUAGCCUUAAGAGACCAUGAUAGAUUUAUUAUAGAAGAAACUCAUCUGGAGAUGAUCCAAAAAAUACUAACUAUGGAUGCUGAAGAAGCACUGUUUAACUUCACCUUAAAGGCCAUAUGGCUCGAAGUUGCUACGCUUGCCGAUUGGAGUAAAGUAAGAAUCUCAAAAUUACUUAAAAUCUAUGCUCUUCAUGUUUCAGAACAUGGGUAUGAUUUAAUUAUUCCUUUGAUUAAAAAAUACAAGAAUAAGUUUCCUUGCUAUAAUGAAGAACUGACUAGAGGGUGCAAUGAGGUUCUACUGUACUUGAUAUAUGGCAUAGCACCAAAAGCUGUGAAAGAUAUGUUCUUGUUUGAACUUGCUGCUGCUAAUAUUGAUUAUAAGCCUUUUGCUUCUCAGUAUGACGCUUGCUUCAAAAAAUAUGUUAUGGAUACAGCAGAGCAGAAUGAAUAUAAAAAGGCCUCGAAUUUAACUCAUUUGGAUGAAAUUUUCGAAGAUCACUUCAAAGAAAUCAACUUUUCAACAUUGUGGAACUCUGUGCUUCAAUCAUUUGAUGUUGAGCAAUUCGAAUUUUUUGUUAAUAUUUUAGAGAAGGCAGUAAAAGCAGGUAAUGCCAAGCUUUCGGUAAGUUACAAUCAGCUAAUUGUAUUAUAUGACAAAAUUCGUGCAUUUUAUAGUACUCAAAAUGAUUCAGGAAAGAUUCAAGACUACGCAUUUUCAAUAUUCUUCAAAUUAUGCAAAUAUGCGUUACAGCUAGCUAUUGAAGCCCAAGAAGAUUGUAAAAUUAGUAAGUUGAGAGAACAGAUAAUCUAUCUAGCUGAAAGAAAUACCAAAAAUGACAAUGAUAAGUAUAAAGGUAAUUUGAGCAUUGUACAGUUGCUUGAAUAUAUCCUAAACGGUCCUACAAAGGAAAUAACGCCAUCAGAUCAAUAUAUUAUAAAAUGUCAGGUCCAGAAGAUAGUUGACGUAACGGAAUUCAUUUGGACUUCUACUGCAGCUAAACGUUUAGUUUUGAAUCAGAAAGAUCUGCAUGUAGCGAUUAUAAGAACUUUGUAUCAUCCCACAAUAUUGAAACUUGCACAAGAUGACACUGAACUAGCUGCUAUUCUUUCCGACUGUGGGUAUCAGUUCAUUGAGCAGUCCAUUUCUAGGAGGACUAUCUUGCCAUGUUUGACGAAGCAAAUUUCUUUAUUUAUGCAGAGUAAUUCAUUUUCAUUCGGUCUGGACUACAUGUGGUUAUCUAGACUGCUUGUUGCUGCAUUUUCCAGUAUCCAAGAAGGGAUAAGUGUGUUCAAACUAAAGCCUACUAUAGGCGAUUUAUUUGAUGCUAAUUUUACACAUGAAAAUGCCAAAAGUGGCAUAUAUGAGUAUGUCUAUGGACCCGAAGAGGUUUCAUCAAAAAUAAAUGUCAUUUGUGCAUUGCUAUUCUCCCCGACAAGUUUCAAGGCAGCAUUCGCAAAGCAGUUAUUGGAUUAUGACGAGAACUUGUUAGUUCCGAUAAAGAAGACUAACGGCAAAGAGGAACUUCAGAGAUUGGCAAAAUGGCAAUUAUUACUGUUAACAGUCUCUUCUUUAGACCCCACUGAACUGACCUUGACCACAAAAGAUAAGAUUUUUCCAAAUAUGGUGGAAGAGAGUUCGCCGUUAAUCAGGAUUUAUAUUGAAUGGGUUGUCGCCUACGUGGUUUAUCAAAAAGCCAAAGAUGGAUCAGAAUCUGCAGUUUAUGAUAUUUUGUUUACUAGUUUGCGGGAACAAAGUAAACCUGUGACCGUUGUCAGUAUCGAAAGAAUAUGCUUUCUCGUGUUAAGAUCACUGAAAUGUAAUAAGUAUGAAGGCAAGUUCUUGAAACGAUAUUUAGCAGGACUGUUACCUAACUGUGCAUCCAAUAAACCGUUGAUUAGACAUUUCUCCAAUUCUCUGUUACUGUCAUUGUGGCCAGAAUUUAAGGAUAUAAUCUCUGACAGCACACUUGCUGCUGUAAUUGAGAACAUGUAUGAUGAAGCAGUUAAGUCUCAGUUGAAAAGUCAAUAUAGGGCUGGAGAUGCUAAUUUCUGGGAUAUUUUUAAAGAUCUUAACUUAACCAACAUUUUCGGUGGUAUAAUUAUGAGGGUGUGUGAUCAUGUUGUUCCUUACAUUACAAAAGCUCAAUUCGAAAGGUACCUACCGGAACAAUCUGUAAUUCAAGUCGGCCAAGAUGAAUAUGAAAAAUGGCUUCCAAAGCGUGCCAAUGCUACAGCUAAGUCUAACAAUGUCGAUCAAAACAAUUCGCCGUUGCAGACAAAGAGUGGUGCAUGGGAUAUUAUUCUAGAUGGAGAAGAUAAAAAAUCCAGUGAGUCAAUUCAAAGGUCUGAACUUAUUGUUGUCGCUUCCCUAGUAGAUAAAGCACCAAAUUUGGGUGGUAUCUGCAGAUUAUGUGAUGUUUUAGGUGUAGGUUUAAUGACAGUUCAUGAUUUGAAGAUAAAACAAAAUCCGCAAUUCAAAAAUGUCACAGUUACUGCUGACAGGUGGAUGCCAAUGACUGAAGUGGCUGUGGAUGACAUUUCUCAUUUUAUGCAACAGAAAAAGUUAGAAGGAUACACUUUGAUCGGAUUGGAGCAAACUGAUAAAUCGAUCGAAUUAAACAAUAAGUUCCAUUUCGACAAAAAAUCAUUAAUAUUACUGGGAACAGAAGCUGAAGGUAUCCCGGGCCACUUAUUGGCUGAACUGGACAUGUGUUUAGAGAUCAAACAAUCCGGUGUGAUUAGAUCGAUGAACAUCCAGACUGCAUGUGCAGUUAUCGUCCAUUCAUACUCUGUGCAAUAUAUGUAA